Caenorhabditis angaria is the source of this 3053-nucleotide messenger RNA. The record is from the annotation of a GenBank genome assembly. Lineage: Eukaryota; Metazoa; Nematoda; Chromadorea; Rhabditida; Rhabditidae.
AUGAAUGGUUUUUAUAUCGGAUAUACUCAAAGAAUAUCAUGGGCUCCACUUAGUAUUAUAAUGUGUAUUUUACGUGGAUUCUCAAUAAUUUAUACAGUAAUCAAUACUUAUAUUACUUAUUCACAAAUGUCUAAAAUGUCUGUGAGAUUAAGAAAAUCUGAAAAAAUAUUAUGCCUCGCUUCAACAAUUAUUUCUAUUUGUUAUUUUAUUCCCGGAUGUUUGGAGGUUAGUUUUCAAUAGGAAAUCGGAACAUCGUACAAAAAAGUUGCCCUUUCAUGGAAUUAAUUAAAUUAUAGUCAUCUUCAUAUAAAUGUUUUCUAGGGUGAUAAAACACGCUACUCUAGGCUCAAACUAUAAACUUUCCGUAGAUCUCCAAUUUAAUUUUUUUGAAUAGUGAUUAUAUUGUUUUUCGAUUACAUUGGCAUCAUCUAUCUAAUUUGACAAAUAAAUUAAGAUUUUCUAGUUUGCCUACGCAAUCAGCCCAAGCUUCGCGUCUUCUUCAUAUGCCGGAAUUCAAGUUAUUGGUUGGGAUAUUGUUAAUAUAUGUUCACCAAUUAUUAUUCUAUGUGUUAAUUCACAAUUACGUCAACACAUUUUCAAUAUUUUCCGUAAGAAAGAACAGGAGAUUGAAACAACAGUUUGUGAGUUUAAAAAUGUUAUAAUUUUUAAAUUUCAUGAUUUUGCAGUUGUUUUCAAUCAUUCAAUGAUGUCUCGAAGAAACACAACCUUUUAAUUAUUUUGUUUGUUGAACUUGUUAACUUUAAUAAAUUAUUAUAAUUAAAUAUCUGAAUGUGGUUUAUCUAACAAUAAAUAUAUAUAUUGGACAUUUUUGGAUAAAAACCCAAAAAUUAUAAGCCCACAGGCACUUGGUAAGUAUAAACGUAGUGAUUUUUCUUGCUGAAAAACAAAACAGCAAUUUUUGAGUAAAUGCCUCAUGUUUUCCGUAAAAAACAAUUCCUCUAAAGCCUUGAAAACCUCAUUAACUUUUUAAGUGAAAAACUUGCAGAUAUUUAUGUUCGAAAAUUUAAUGAUGGAUCGCAGAAACACCUAUUCUUGAUGAUGUUUUUAUGAAAUUCAUUUUUUACUAGUUAAUGAACCAUUCUAAUUAAAUAUGUGCACAUGUUUUAUUUCUGAAUUCGUGUUUUUUUGUUCCUCUCAGAUUAAAAAGGGCAACAUACAAUUUCUUGAUUUUUUGUAAUGGGGUGAGUCAAUUUUAUAUUUUGUCAAUUAAUUGACACAAAAAGUGAGUCUUUUUUGUGCGAUUUUUUCACGUUUUUGUCGAUUAAUUUCAUCUUUUUUUGCAAUUAAUUGCAUAUUAUUGAAUUAAAAACACGUGAGAAAUAAAAAAAGUAGGUCAAGUGACGUGGAUUUAAAAACAGUAUAGGUAGCCAUGUCGUCAGUUGCGAUGCGUGUCGGCAACACGUUUUUAGAAAUGAAAAUUUGAAAAAUUCAAUGGAAAAAUCGAGGUCAACACGCAUCGCAGAACCGCAUCGCAAUUGACGACAUGGGUACCUAUACUGUUUUUAAAUCCACGUCACUUGACCUACUUUUUUAUUUCUCACGUGUUUUUAAUUCAAUAAUACAAAAAUGAGGAAUUUCAAUAGGAAAUAGAAUUUAUUUGACCUCUUUUUUGAAACGUGUCCCAAAUUCACUGCUUAUUUUUUGGAUUCAUUUCGAAAUGAAAGAAAAUUGAGAGAGAAUGCUUUUUUUGUUGAUAAUUCCAACUCAUAUCGGUCACGUUUUAAAACAUAGGUCAAAUAAAUUCUAUUUUUUAUGCAAUUAAUUGCAUUUUUUGCCAAGAAAUGAAAGCGAUGAAUUGACAAAAACGUGAAAUUAAUCGCCCUAAAAGACUCACUUUUUUUGUCAAUUAAUCGCAAAAAACACGUCGAUUAAUUCGAUUGACUCACCCCAUAAGAAAAAAAGGUGCGGCAUUUCUAUACUAAAAUUAUUCUUUUUUUUUUAAUUUUAGUCGAAAUUAUACGAUGGUUUUCUCAAAUUGCUCUCAAGUUUUAUCACAAGUUCAAGGAAAUAUAAUUUAUUUCGUCAGCGUCUUAUAUCUUUCUCCUGCCGCUAUUUUAAACAUCCUUAUCUUGUAUACAAUUUGGGUGAAAUAUCCGAAAAUCUAUUCGAACCAAAUGUUUUACAUACUAUUUUCCUUAGAUUGUUUGAGCGGUCUAAUUUUACUUUUGCUAGAAAUAUUGGUUUUCCGAAUGUUCUCACUGAACUCGCAAUUCUGCAUAUACCUAUCUCAAUUCGUUCAGAAUUAUCCUAUUUUACUCAUGGAUCUACCAUAUGAUUUAGUAAUGUUUUUACACAUUUUUCAAGUUUUUAUCCAAAUUUUAAUGACAACAAAUCGAACAACUUGUGUUUUAUAUCCAAUUAAACAUAAUAUUAUUUGGUUUCAAUAUUUUAAACUAAUUAUAAUUUCAACUUUUCUUCUAUCAGUUAUAUUAUGCUUCAAUGUAUUCAUUUCAAAAAAGUUUAUUUAUUUCGUUAUGAAUGGUUUUUAUAUUGGAUAUACUCAAAAAAUCGAAUGGGCUCCACUUAGUAUUAUAAUGUGUAUUCUACGUGGAUUCUCAAUAAUCUAUACAGUAAUCAAUACUUAUAUUACUUAUUCACAGAUGUCAAAAAUGACUGUAAGAUUAAGAAAAUCUGAAAAAAUGUUAUGUAUUGCUUCAACAAUAAUUUCUAUUUGUUUUUUGAUUCCCGGAUGUUUGGAGUUUGCCUACGCAAUCAGCCCCACUUUUGCUUCUUCUGUCUAUGCUGGUAUUCAAGUAUUAGGUUGGGAUAUUGUUAAUAUAUGUUCACCAAUUAUUAUUUUAUGUGUUAAUUCGAAAUUACGUCAACAUGUUUUUGAUAUUUUUUGGACGAAUAAAACAAAAGUUACAGUACCAAGUUGUGAGUUGAAUUUUCAAAAAAAUUUUGGAAAAAAAGAAAGUAUAGCUUGUGAGAUGAUCUUUUGAAAAACGCUUUCGGUUUUCAAGAAUAAAUAUCAAUUUUCAGAUGUUCCAAAUCAUUCAACUUUAUCGUCUCACAGAAGCACCACAUUUUGA